AUAUCGCAAAUUUUAUCGAUGAAAUGGCAACUCUUCUUUACAGCUGAUUUUUUAAUUGCAAAGACACAUCACUUUUUACGAAAAUAAUCCAAUAAACUACGAUCGUAUUGGAAUUGCAUAGAGUUAAACAUCCGGAUAAUAUCAUUAUCCUUAUAAUACUGCAAGGAUAAAAAGUCUAGUGAUAGACCUGGCGUUUUGUAAAAAAAAGUACCUUGCAUUUAAAGAAAUACUUAAAUUAUAAUGAUGACAUUAAAAUAUGGAAUUUGGGAGUCAAUAUUAUUCUUCGUUCUAUAUGUUUCAUCAGGAAGUACUGUCUUGUGCCAUGAAACCAAAGAUUUCGAUGAUUCUGUGCUUUAUAAAAUCGAUUUCGAAAUUCCUGAUUUUGAAAAGGAUCCUGAUUUAAAAAAUCAUCUGCGCACAUUCUACACACACGAUCAUGAGAAAUACGACUGUGUUAUACCAAUAGUCGAGGAUACCAAAGAGUCGAAAACGUUUAAUGAACCUGAACUGUCACCAAUAAACUUUCUUCAGCCCUUCUUCUCAGCUGCAAGCUGUUCGUACCGGAUUGAAGCUUAUUGGUCAUAUGAAAUUUGUCAUGGCCAACAUGUACGGCAAUCGCAUGAGGAAAGAGAGGGAAAAAACGUAAAACUGCAGGAAUAUAACUUAGGCAAAUGGUCCGAUGAGAAGACCGAAGAACUAACAAAAGCUUGGGAAAGUGACCGCAAGGCAGGCAUAAAAUAUAAGACUACCAAAAUUGAAAACACUAGAUAUCCAUACUUUGAGUUGGUGAUGACUGAUGGAACUAUGUGCGAUAUAAUUAAUUCACCUCGUACAACUCAUGUCCGUUAUGUGUGCUAUCCCCAUGGUAAAAAUGAGAUAUACUCAUUUAAAGAAACAUCCUCUUGCAAUUAUGAAGCUAUUAUUCUUACAUCUGUGCUCUGUUUGAUAUCCGCAUUUCAACCCGAGGAAUCAAAAGAGGUUUCUAUUAAAUGUUUCAAUUCUCCUAACGAGAUACACAAACCACUUAGCAUGUUACGGCAAGAGCUCAAUGAGUGGCAGUUAGCAGAUGAUGAAUUACCCGUAUCAAAAGAUGCAAGUACUGCGGCUAUGGCUUUAGCUCGUUCUGCAGCAGCUUCCGAGCGUUUGUCGUUCUUCAAUAAAAUUGAUAAAGUAGUACUUGAAUUGAUGAUUGGUUCUGGUGUUGACGUAUCUACGACACCAAAUGCAGUCAGUGAAGCUUUGCCACCCAUACCAAAAGCACCCAUCAAUGAUUUUGCGGCAGUUAAAGAAUUCAUUUCAGGCAGCAAAUGUUUGACUGGAGGUACAGGCUGGUGGAAGUAUGAAUUCUGUUAUGGUCGACAUGUACGUCAAUUUCAUAAGGAUAAAAAAUCGGAAUCAGAGCUGUUCUUAGGGUAUUUCUCGGAAAGUUCACAUCGUCAAUGGUUGGCGAAAAAUCUAGACAAAAUGCCCAAACGCGGUGGUUACUCCAAUGCACUUUGGCAUCAUUAUGAUCAAGGAACACACUGCGAUCGUACUGGAUCUCCACGCGAAGUAGAUGUCAAAUUAAUGUGUACGCCGAUCAGUAGUAGUGCCAGUGCAGUUUCCAUUUAUCUUUUGGAACCAAAAACAUGUCAAUAUAUUCUGGUUAUGGAGUCACCAAUUGUUUGCGAUCUAAUACAGUUAGCUGACGAAUACGGUCUGGUGCAAGAAGAAAAUCUUCAGGAACAAAUACAGAAAAACACAUUGGCAAAUGAAGAAAACUCAAAAGAGCCAGUCAUUGAAUCAGAUAAAGAGACAGUAGAGAAGAGUGAAAUAAACGGGGGCUUAAAUGACCCAAUGACACCACAGGAUAUACGCGCUUGAAAUGAAGUAUUUAUAAAAAUGGUUGGAAAUGUCCAAAAUUGAUGUUUAAUAAAUAACCAGUACUGAAUUUUUAAGUGAUAUGUAAAAUUUAUUUCCACGAUUAUAUAUAUGUAGCUUAAUAAAUGUAAUUAAAUCUUUUAGGGGA
Messenger RNA from Anastrepha ludens (Mexican fruit fly), 2008 nucleotides. RefSeq names its product endoplasmic reticulum lectin 1. The record is from RefSeq and is a predicted model, not a curated record. Gene Ontology annotation, biological process: retrograde protein transport, ER to cytosol; endoplasmic reticulum unfolded protein response. NCBI's taxonomy places the organism in Eukaryota, Metazoa, Arthropoda, Insecta, Diptera, Tephritidae. Gene Ontology annotation, cellular component: endoplasmic reticulum lumen. The transcript is spliced from 5 exons. Bases 241 to 1863 code for a protein of 540 amino acids.